Messenger RNA from Polistes dominula (European paper wasp), 1720 nucleotides. RefSeq lists its product as uncharacterized. Lineage: Eukaryota; Metazoa; Arthropoda; Insecta; Hymenoptera; Vespidae. The record is from RefSeq and is a predicted model, not a curated record.
CAGAUGGCGGUAUAAGGUAAUUCGUUGACUGAAUUGAGUAAGUAUCCAAUAGAUGGAGCCAUGUUAAAAGUACAACAUUUUAUGUGUGUGUGUAACCUACGAUUUAUUAUUAUAACCACGUGUAUUUGGUGCUAGCAUAAUCGGCCACGUGUUGCUGAGGCUAAAUAAGUUAAAAUGGCAUUAUCGUAAACGUAAUACAGUGAAAAUAAAUUGUUCUUGGUUUUGCUAUGUUUAGUGCUUUAUUGUGCUUAUAGGACUUUAUUAAAAAUCUUCUAUUAAAAUAAAUACAUCCAAAUGCCACCAAAAAAAUCUAACCUCAAUAAUGCGCGGAGCAAAGAGGCACGACGCAAACGUGUUGAAAGAGCUCAUCAGUCGGCAGAACAAACUAUAGCAAGGAAUGCGGCUCAAAGAGUCAGGACAGCAGAGGGUCGUGCACACGAAUCCCAAGAACAGCGUGACGAACGUCUGCGACAAACUAUCACGAGAACAAGAGCGGCACGUGAACAAAAUAUAGCUACAGCACGAGGACAAGAACGACAGAGACAGCGGACCAGCGCUAAACACUCGACGGAUAAUGUAAAUUUAAGAGAACAAGUUGCAUGUACACGUGCAAAUAAAAAUUCAGAGCAACGCAAUCAACGUCUUCGUGCUGAUACAUUAAGAAAACGAGAGGCACGUCAACCAGUGACCAACGCACACAGAAAACGUAACCAACGGCGAAAUAAAUAAACCUAACAUAACCUAACCUAAUAUAUUCUCUAUAUAUGUAUAUAUAAAUGUAGAUUUCGUUUGUGUCUAAUCGUGAAUCUCCAAAAGUACUUUACCGAUUGUCUUGAAAUGUUGACACAACGUUGAAUUCAUAUAAAGCUACGUUUUUAUUACAUUAAUUUAUUUGUAAAAUAAUUAUAUUUAAUUUUUUUUUUAAUAAUUUUUUAUAUGACUACAGAUUUCAGUGAAUUCUCGGUACAUUUGAGCCUAUGUAAAUAUGUUCACGCCAAACAUUUGACAUAUGUGAGAGAGUGAGAGAACAACUAAAGAGUGCGUGUGAGUGUGUAUAGGAAUAUUUCUAAAAGGAUCAAUAAAUGUCGGAAAAAUGUUCUUUUAUGGUGCGUGCGGCGAUAUGAGUGUGAGUGUGUGCGUAAGAGUGUUUCAAUUGAAAAGAAAGCAAACGUGUUUUAUUUGUAAGAUGACACUCCUUAAUGUUGUCGUUUUGUGUAUGUAUGAUGAAUGCGCCGAAGUCUCUGGAACACUCCUAAUGCAGAAGUAUAGGAAAGAUCCAGUCUUUAAUUAAUCGGAAAUGACCUAAGGGCUUUGAGGAAGAAUGCAGGAGGUAGCGAAAAAGGUGGAGUUAAUAAAUAUGUAUAUUAUGACAACGUAGGGAACCAGUGAUUGCCUUCUUGAUUCCGUCAUUUAACGACGAGUCUAUUACGAGUGUAUUAAAGUUCAGUCUGAUUUUUCAAUACUUAUGUUCAAUUUUUAUUUCCAUUUAAUUGAAAGGGGGAAGGGGGAAAGUUAAGUUAUCUUCUACAGGAAAAAUGCCGCUUAUAUGUCUUUUCAUCUAGAGAAAGAUUAAGGUUUUUAUAAAGGACCGGGAAGACAGAAAUUGAGUUCGUUUCGGAGGAGGGAGGUGUAACGUUUUGGAAACUUAUGAUUUCUCUUUUUUUUUUUCUUUUCUAUUUAAUAAUCGGACUGAUUGUGAGCCACAGCAACGCGUGGCGGG